Messenger RNA from Paramecium octaurelia, 3905 nucleotides. The record is from the annotation of a GenBank genome assembly. NCBI's taxonomy places the organism in Eukaryota, Ciliophora, Oligohymenophorea, Peniculida, Parameciidae.
AUGAAUAACUAUCAUAUUUACGAUGAGAUAGGAAAAGGCAAGUAUUCAGUAGUGUACAAGGGAAGAAAGAAGAAGACUAUUGAAUAUAUGGCAGUGAAAUCAUUGGAGAAGAGCAGACGGACAAAACUUUUGAAUGAAGUAUCAAUUAAUUUAAAUGAAUCAGGUGAAAAUGUUCUCUGGUCUUAAACACCCGAACAUAUUGAAGUUUUACCAUUGGUAUGAGACGCGUAAUCAUCUCUGGGUGAUUUUGGAGUAUUGUCCAGGAGGCGAUCUGAUGGCACUAAUUGAAGCGGAUUAACAAGGCUUACAAGAAAACAUAGUGUUGCGUUUCGUAAGGGACAUGGCUGCAGGAUUAAACUAUUUGCAUUCCAAGGGCAUAAGUGAGUCAUUUGAAAUUAAAUAUAGUCUAUUGCGAUUUGAGACCAUCGAAUGUGUUAUUCAAUGAAUACGGAGUAGCCAAGCUCAGUGAUUUGGGAAAUGCAAAGCGUUUGGUGGACAUGAUAUCAGCCACCAUAGGUCCAGAUGUUGAAAUGUCGAAAAGAGGAUCGCCCUAUUACAUGGCACCAGAAUUGUUUCAUGAGGGUGGUGUGUACAGUUUUUAAAGUGAUUUAUGGGCUUUGGGAUGUAUUGCAUAUGAAUUGUGUAUUGGAUAACCUCCAUUUCAAUGCAGCAGCUUUACUGAGUUGGUUGAGUUGAUUUUGAAUGCAGAAGUGAAACCAUUAGAAGUCCAAUGUUGGGAUUUUAUUAAGGGGUAAUUCUUAUGAUUUAGUUUCUAGAUUGCUAGACAAAGACCCUCUAAAAAGGUGGGGAUGGGAAAAAAUUUGUAAAUUCCUUAACAUUUAAUAUUUGAAUGUGCCAUCUCAACCACAUUUUGAAACUUGGUGUAAAAAAAACAAUCUUGUCAGAGUGACUCCUGUUCAAUAGAAUAAUAAAUAGGUGGACAUUGUAAGGUUGUCCUUGAAUGUCCACAAGAACAUGUUAAGGGAAGAUGUACCCAGUAGUUCUCAAUAACAACAAUAUCAUAAAUAGGCUAGCAGCAAUGAGAAGGAUUUCAAGUUGACGAACAAAGACCAAGAAAUAUUGAUAGGAUCAGAAUAAUAAUAAGAAGAUGAAGACAUUGAUAGACAGCCAGAGGAAUUCUAAACUAAUGUUUAAUCAGAUUUGAAUUCUAUCAAUUCACCGCAUUUACAAUAGAAACCAUUCACUAUUAAAAAGGAUUCAGUGCAUCCAUCCACUUAGAGUCUUCUUAAUUAGUCACCUAUCCCAGGGGGAAUCACUCCUCAAUAGAAGAAGGCAAAUGAAAAUGAUUAAUUGACUCCUAUUGAUUAAUUAUUCACUCACAGUUCUGAUAAUUCAGUCAAACCUAUAAUUGGCAAUAGAGAAAUUGAAAAAUCAAUUGAUGCCACUUUUGCAAAGGAAUCAUUACCUUUUUAAUAUAUAAAUGCAGAUGAUGUUAAUAGAAAUAUCGAAACAGAUUAAAUCGAAUACCACUUCGAAUAAAUUUAUAAUUCUUUACAAGUAUCCAAAUAAUAGGAAUAAUUGAACAUUCUAAAUUAUUUCGAAUAAAUUAUCCAGACAUCCAAUGCGGCAAAUCGUUUAAUAAACUCAGCGUAUGUUCAAUUAUUGCUGAAAUUAUUAACAGUAAGCAAAUUAACUUAAUUGAAAUAUCGAAUUUGUUGUGUUUUGGGAUUGUUGAUUCGACAUGCUACUGUAAUCGAACCUGAGGUUUCAUAACAUGGAAUACCAGAGGCUAUGGUGGAAAUACUAAAUUCAAAGGAAUAAAGUAAUGUUAGGAGAAAAGCAGCAGCAGCUUUUGGUGAAUAUUUAUUUUAUGGUGCCACCCAAAUGGAAGAGGAUCCUUAGAAUCCCUAUUGGAAGAUGAGUAAUGUUAGCUACAAUCAAUUGAUUAAGGUCAUUAAGUCUUAGAAUGAAGAUGAAAUUGGUAAUAAUGUAAAACAAUCUAAUUAGUCAAAUUCUAUUGUAUCAAAACCAUUGAAAACAUCUCAUCCUAAUCAAUAGCAAUUGGAUAGAGAUUUGCAAAAUCAGAAAUAGUUUUGAUGAUUCUACAAUGCUUUUUGUCUACCAAGAACGAUAGUUUAAGAAUUAGUUGUGCAAUCACCUUAGCUAAUCUGCUGAUGUUGGAUAAUCAAUAAGUUGAUGUGUUCAUGCAGAGUCUUGGAUUAAAGAGUUUAGUCUAAGUAUUUAUGUCAUUUUAAUAAGCCUAGAUAUUUUUGGAUAAUCUGCAGAGAGUGUAAUAAGCAAUGAUCACCAUAUUCAAUAUUCAUCUACUGCAAAGUGUAAGCACUCAAGAUUCAUCAAGCAAUAAUGUAUCGUAAUUGGCUUCGAAUGCAGUCAACAAAUUGUUAAUGGAGGAAUGUAUGAAUGAAUUUAUUAAAUAAUAGCUUAAUUAAUAAAAGGAUUAGUGUAUUUAUUGGAUCACGGUAAUGCUGUCAGUAGAGGAAAGGCAGCUAUUGCACUGAUGUUGAUGAUUAAAUUCAAUAUCGUCACUCUUAUCAAUCUAUCUGAAGAACAAUUAAGAUUUUAUUAAAUUCUAGAUAAAGGACUCAGAGACAGUAAUGAUUAUUUAAAAUAAUGCUUGUAACAUCUAGUACAAUAACUAUGUGAUUGCACUCCUAUUAUGAUCACUUAGAUUAAUCAAUCAUUGACUGAUUCGUAAUUGAUGGAAUACUCUCCAAAGAAAACUAAUGGCAACUAUUUAAAUGUGUUAUUCCAAUACUCACAAACUCCAGUCUUACAACAAUCCUUAUUUUCCUCUCAGUAUUUACCAAUCCUAACAGAAUUAUUGUCAUUAUCAAAGAAUAAAACUCAAAUUCAAACCACCCUAUUGAAUAUUAUGUCCAAGAUGUGUACUAACUCAAAGAUUUUGAUUAAAUAACAAUAAGUAAUCAUUUAACAAGUGCUCAAAAAUUGCAUUGAUUACAUGGUUAAGCAAUAGAGCACUGAAACUAAAUUUAUGUUUUUGAAAUUGAUCAUAGAUCUACUAAGUGCUCUAUUGCAGGAAGAGGGAAUCUAUGAUUACCCUAAUUUCUUGAAGCCUUACUCUAAUGAAUUGAAUAAUAUCAUAAUUACUCUCAUCCUCCCUUUGCUAAAGGAAUUAUUCCAAGAAUAACCUCCCUUACCAUUUUAUGCACUCAAAUUAGCAUCCAUUCUCCUAACUUACAAUUCCCUCUUUCUCCCUCAUUUUAAAAGACAUGAAGUCCUCUAGGCUAUAUUAGAUAUGUACAAACCAGAUAGUAAUAAUAUCACAGGCCACACUUUGAAUAUCAUUCAGAAGAUUGUUGAGGGUAGUUCAAUUGAAGAUCUCAAACAAUUUCAAAUCAUAGGUAUAUAUGAAAUGAUAACAUUUAGAUAAAUCAUUGCAAAUAUUUGUGUAAUUUACAAAAUAGAAGUAGGAAUGGGCUUUUGAGGAUCUCUCCUCCAUUAUGGUAGCAAUCACAAGCAAAAUAAUAAAUGAAUUACAAAGAGGGAAUAAUAAGGUAGUGGUGAGUCCAGAUAAUACUUUGAUUCCUCAGCCUUUCCCUCAAGAAUUCUUAUUUUUUUAAGACCAAUUUUAUUUCACUCUUUAAUAUGCUUAACAAAUCAUUAAUAUUUCUACCCCAGGAUGUCAAUUGACAUUGUUAACUUAUAUGUUGCAUUUGACCUAUUUUUAUCCAGGAAAACUAUCAUAAAUAAGGUAGCAGUUGUUCAAUUAAUUAAUACCAUUACUAUGUCCUUAAUUAAAUAAGAGAAUCAUCAAAUUAUUGCAUUGGGUGGUUGUGUUGAAUGAAUAGAAACCAUUUAAGAUAGAAAAGAAAGAAAUCUUAGUUUAGGUCUUGGAAAAGUAUCAGAAGGAAGACAAAUCUAUUGCCAUUGCUGCAAAAGACUUGAUGAAAUAUCUUCUUUGA